Messenger RNA from Musca domestica (house fly), 471 nucleotides. RefSeq names its product histone H1.1-like. The record is from RefSeq and is a predicted model, not a curated record. Lineage: Eukaryota; Metazoa; Arthropoda; Insecta; Diptera; Muscidae. The transcript is spliced from 3 exons. Bases 1 to 471 code for a protein of 156 amino acids.
AUGUCUGACGCCGCCGUUGUUGAAGCCACCGCCUCCCCAGUUGCCGCUGUUGAGAAAAAGGCACCAAAAAAAGCCGCUGCCAAAGCAAAGAAGCCAUCAGCUGCCCCUACCCACCCUCCAACCCAGCAAAUGGAACCCAAAGCCAAGACUGCUGAAAAGAAGAAGAAGGCCCAGCCGCUGGUGAUAAAAAGAAGAAGGCUGCCGCCCCUAAAAAGGCCGGGUGAGAAGAAGGCAGCUGCCAAAAACACCUCUGCCGCCAAGAAGACCGCUGAAAAGAAGAAGGCCGACAAAACAAAGGCAAAGGCUGCCAAGAAAACCGGUACAGUUAAAGCUAAACCAGCAAAGACCGCCGCCAAAGCAUCUGCCACUAAACCAAAGGCACCCAAGGCAAAAACUGCAGCUGCUAAGCCAAAAAAAGGCGCAGCAGCAAAGAAGCCAGCUGCUAAGAAAACCGCCGCCAAGAAGUCAUAA